Molecule: messenger RNA, 1644 nt
Organism: Orbilia oligospora ATCC 24927
Lineage: Eukaryota; Fungi; Ascomycota; Orbiliomycetes; Orbiliales; Orbiliaceae
Exons: 3
Coding region: 1-1644 (547 amino acids)
Biological process (GO): rRNA processing
Cellular component (GO): Pwp2p-containing subcomplex of 90S preribosome; small-subunit processome
Molecular function (GO): protein binding
Source: RefSeq, a predicted model, not a curated record
AUGGAGGUUGAACGUACUAGCCAAUCGGUACCACAUAAGCCAGCCCCUACACGGCUGAAAGAUGCUGCGGAAGAAGAGCUCGAGAAGCUUGUCUUCGGCGACCUCUCCGGGUUUCAGGCUGGGCUCUACGCUGAUAAAGCUGAUUACUCGUCAGAAGACGAGAAUGAAGUCCGGUUAAACUUGAACAAACCUUUAGGAGAGGUGGGCCAGUUGGAAGAUGACCAGUUAUUCUUCGUAGACUCCGGGGCCACACAGCCGACUGACCUCGUUCACGCUACCUCCGCUGAUUUAACACAUGCCGGCGACUCAGACUCCGAAGCUGAAUUAAACAGGCCAGCAUGGGAAGACAGCGACGACGAACGUCUCACAAUCUCUCUUUCCAUAAACCCUCGCCUUCGUAAACUCCGCACCACAGAGCUAGACGAUGUAAUCACAGGAACUGAAUACACCAAACGAUUACGGAAUCAAUAUGAAAGAAUAAACCCAAUACCAUCUUGGUCUCUACCAUCUAAAGAUUCGGAGAGACCCAAGAAAUCCCGAAGAACGUCUUCUCCAGAUGCCUCAUCAGAAUCCGAGGACGAAGUAAUGGACGUCGACCUCCCAACUAACAAUUCUCUAUCCGCCCUCCUCCAAUCUUCUGCCACUUACACAAAACGCUCCAAAAACGGAAAGCUACCUCCAGAAUCCCUCGAUAUCUCCCGUCUCCGCGACGCAAACUACCUCUCUCCUUCCCACUCCGGCAUCCAAUCCCUCAGCUUCCACUCUUCCCACCCGUUACUACUUUCCGCAGGCUUCGAUCAUGUCCUCCGUCUCUACCACAUCGACAAAAAGACAAAUCCACCAGCAACAAGUUUAUACCUGCAAGGAACGCCAAUCCACACUGCUGCCUUCCAUCCAGAUGGCAAAAGAGUGUUUGCAUCCGGAAGAAGAAGAUAUUUCCACAUCUGGGAUCUCGAAAGCGGGAAAAUCGAAAAGAUCACAAGAGUUUACGGAAACCAGGAGCAUCAGAAAUCCAUGGAGAAGUUCAAACUUUCGCCUUGUGGGCGGUUCAUGGCUUUGUGUGGUGCUCACGGGUACAUCAACGUUCUAGACGCCAAAACGGGUCAGUGGGUUGAUUCUGUCGUUGUCGAAGGGGUUGUGGCGGAUAUUGCGUGGAGUAUUGGUGGUAAAAAGUUGUUGGUGGCAAACACGGCCGGAGAAGUUUGGGAAUGGGAUAGUGCUGAAAGAAGAAUCGAAAGUAGAUGGAACGAUGAAGGUGGGAAUGGAUUAACUACUAUAUCAUUAGGUGGAAAUGAUAGGUGGUGCGCAGUGGGGAGUACUAGCGGGGUGGUAAACAUAUAUGACCGAAAAGAGAAAGUGGUGGUAGAAGGACACCCCACACCAAAACGAGCCCUUGGUAAUUUGGUGACUGCGAUAAACGUGCUUGAGUUCUCGGAUGAUGGACAAUUGCUGUGUAUUGGAAGUAAAGAGAAGAGAGAUGCUUUGAGACUAGUGCAUUUACCAACGUGUACUGUUUACAAGAACUGGCCGACGACUUCGACGCCAGUGGGAAAUAUCCAUUGUGCUGGGUUUGCCGGCGGAGCAUCCGGACUAUUUGCCUUUGGGAAUCAACAAGGUAAAAUCCGGCUAUGGGAGAUCCGAUAG